CCUUUUGUUUGUCUCACGUUUUGCGUGGGAGGCGGUCCCGGGAUUUCAGGGGUCUACCGGCUCUCUUAUGGCGAAUGCAACCCGAAGAGAGAGUGAGCUGUAUCUUCAGAGUUGUCUCCGUCUUUCCAAGAACAGAACAAAAUGAACAAGGUAGAUCAGAAGUUCCAGGGGUCAGUAUCAUUUAAAGAUGUGACUGUGGGCUUCACCCAGGAGGAGUGGCAGCACCUGGACCCUAGUCAGAGGGCUCUGUAUAGAGAUGUGAUGCUGGAGAACUACAGCAACCUUGUCUCAGUGGGGUAUUGUGCUCACAAACCAGAGGUGAUCUUCAGGCUGGAACAAGGAGAAGAACCAUGGAGACUGGAGGAAGAAUUCCCAAGCCAGAGCUUUCCAGGCUCCUCUUGGCUAUGGUGGUUUCCCAGACUUUCCUUGUUUUGGAUGACCUUGACAGUUUGGAGGAAUCCUGGUGAGAGCACUUUCUUUCUGUCACUGCAAGAUGGUCCAGGCUUAUCUUAUAUAUUUCCUUUCUGAAAUCAGUCACCAUUUCUUCAGAAGUCUGGACAGCUGAUCACCUGAAAGAGAGGAGCCAAGAAAAUCAAUCUAAACAUUUGUGGGAAGUUGUAUUCAUCAAUAAUGAAAUGCUGACUAAGGAACAAGGUAAUGUAAUAGGAAUACCAUUUAACAUGGACGUAAGUUCUUUUCCUUCCAGAAAAAUGUUCUGUCAGUAUGACUCACGUGGAAUGAGUUUCAACACUGUUUCAGAAUUGGUUAUCAGUAAGAUAAACUAUUUAGGAAAAAAGUCUGACGAAUUUAAUGCAUGUGGGAAAUUGUUACUCAAUAUUAAGCAUGAUGAAACUCAUACUCGAGAGAAAAAUGAAGUUUUGAAAAAUAGGAACACUCUGAGUCAUCGUGAGAACACUUUGCAGCAUGAGAAGAUUCAAACUUUAGACCACAAUUUUGAAUACAGUAUAUGUCAGGAAACCCUCCUUGAAAAGGCAGUAUUCAAUACACGGAAGAGAGAGAAUGCAGAAGAGAAUAACUGUGACUAUAAUGAAUUUGGGAGAACUUUCUGUGAUAGUUCAUCCCUCUUGUUCCAUCAGAUACCUCCAUCAAAGGACAGUCACUAUGAAUUUAGUGAUUGUGAGAAGUUCUUAUGUGUGAAGUCCACCCUUUCUAAACAUGAUGGGGUACCUGUGAAACACUAUGAUUGUGGUGAAAGUGGGAAUAAUUUCAGGAGGAAAUUGUGUCUGUCACAGCUUCAGAAAGGUGAUAAAGGAGAGAAACACUUUGAAUGUAAUGAAUGUGGGAAAGCUUUCUGGGAGAAGUCACAUCUCACUCGACAUCAGAGGGUGCACACAGGAGAGAAACACUUUCAAUGUAAUCAAUGUGGAAAAACUUUCUGGGAGAAGUCAAACCUCACUAAACAUCAGAGAUCACACACAGGGGAGAAACCUUUUGAAUGCAAUGAAUGUGGGAAAGCCUUUAGCCAUAAGUCAGCCCUCACAUUACACCAGAGAACACAUACAGGGGAGAAACCCUAUCAGUGUAAUGCAUGUGGGAAAACUUUUUACCAGAAAUCUGACCUCACUAAACAUCAGAGAACACACACAGGGCAGAAACCCUAUGAAUGUUAUGAAUGUGGAAAAUCCUUCUGUAUGAAUUCACACCUUACAGUACACCAGAGAACUCACACAGGUGAGAAACCUUUUGAAUGUCUUGAGUGUGGGAAAUCCUUUUGUCAAAAGUCACAUCUUACACAGCAUCAGAGAACUCACAUAGGAGAUAAACCUUAUGAAUGUAAUGCAUGUGGGAAAACUUUCUACCACAAGUCAGUACUCACCAGGCAUCAGAUAAUUCAUACAGGGUUGAAACCUUAUGAAUGUUAUGAAUGUGGGAAAACCUUCUGCUUGAAGUCAGACCUCACAAUACAUCAGAGAACGCACACAGGGGAGAAACCCUUUGCAUGUCCUGAAUGUGGGAAAUUCUUUAGCCAUAAGUCAACCCUCUCUCAACAUUAUAGAACACACACGGGGGAGAAACCCUAUGAAUGUCAUGAAUGUGGAAAAAUCUUUUACAAUAAAUCAUACCUAACAAAACAUAAUAGAACACAUACAGGGGAGAAACCCUAUGAAUGUAAUGAAUGUGGAAAAACCUUCUGCCAGAAGUCACAACUCACUCAGCAUCAGAGAAUUCACAUAGGGGAGAAACCCUAUGAAUGUAAUGAGUGUGGAAAAGCUUUCUGCCAUAAGUCAGCUCUAAUUGUACAUCAGAGAACCCAUACACAAGAAAAGCCUUAUAAAUGUAACGAAUGUGGAAAAUCUUUCUGUGUGAAGUCAGGACUUAUUUUACAUGAGAGAAAGCACACGGGGGAGAAACCCUAUGAAUGCAAUGAAUGUGGGAAAUCCUUCAGUCACAAAUCAUCACUCACAGUACAUCACAGGGCUCACACAGGAGAGAAAUCUUGUCAGUGUAAUGAAUGUGGAAAAAUCUUUUACCGUAAAUCAGACCUUGCUAAACAUCAGAGAUCACAUACAGGGGAAAAGCCCUAUGAAUGUAACACAUGCAGGAAAACCUUCUCUCAAAAGUCAAAUCUCAUUGUACAUCAGAGAACACACAUAGGAGAAAAACCUUAUGAAUGAAUUGGAUAUUAGAAAUUUCCAGCCACAAGUCAGCCUCCAUAAUGCCUCAGAGUCUUCACACUGUGGAGAAGGGCCUGUUGACAUCCUGAAUGUUCAAUAACUAUCCACAAACUCGCCUUAUGUUACUCCAAAGUAACAGUAGGGGAUAAACCCAUAGACUACAACAACUAUAGGAUGGCUUUUGUUAGGAAGUGAUAUUCUGUUGAAUAUCAGAUGGUUAAUACUGGCAUAAAACCUCACAGAUUUUUUUGAAUUUGUGAAAGUUUUUGGCAAAACUACAAAUAGGAUUAUGUUAGCAUUUACACUGAGGAGAAAAUUGUCAAUUUAAGAAAUCUAAAGUGAAAAUUUUGCUUAGAAAUAAAAUAUGACAAGUUCUGUUUUGAGUUUGAUGCCAUAAUAGUUUUUAAGGUAUCUAACAAUAAUUUAUAGAUGUACAUUGUGGAAUGUAAAGCUUUAAGAAUUUUUUAAGAAGUAAUAAUUAAAAUAACCUCACAAGAAGUUGUAAUGAGUACAGAGAAUUCCCGUGUACCCUUCACCAAGCUUCCUCUAAGGAUAAUAUAUAAUCAUAGUAUAUGGUCAAGUCCAAGAAAUCGAUGUUACCUUGCUAGUAGAUGCAGACUUACUCAGAUUUUGCUAUGGUUUGCGUGCACUCUGUGUGUGUACGUGUAUGUGUGUGUGUGUGGUUAUAACAAACUGGUACUUUUACAUUUGAGUAACCAUCAACACAAUUAGUUUACAGAAUGGAAAAGGAGUCUGAGAUCUGUACUGUUUCAGGAUUACAAAGGAAUCAGGAUUUAGCCUCAAGUAGUUCCCUUGUUGUAUUAAUAACCACACCCUUUCUGCAUCCCUGUCCCUGGCAUCCACUUGACUAUGAAGCUUUUUGUAAAGCAUAGAUAAAUUGAAUAAUCAGGGCAACAGCAUUAAGCACAUCUGUGAAUUAUCCCUGAAGUUCAUAGGACUUACAUAUGUACAAGUGGUAUGUGAUAUAAAUCGUGUGUUUCAUAUGCAUAAUGGUAUUUAACGUAAUUGUGAAUAGGAAGUAGGUAUCCUAAUUUAGUAGUGGUUACUUCAUCAGGCCCAUCCCAGGUGUUUGUCGUGUCCUGAAACAAUUUAAAUAGAGACCCACAGAGCUAAUGUUUAUCCAUUUAAAAGUUAUAAAUCAAAAUAACAGAUUAUCUGAAAAAAAAUCUAUCCUGUACGUGUGAAGAUCUAGGCCUGCCUCCAUGUUACUCCCUUUCUCUUACUACCUGUGGCUCAUCCCAUGCCAUGAACUGCCUGGGGUACAUAUGUGAACACUCCAGCCUUCAGCGUAAGUGAUAGUCCAAAUUUUCUUUAAGCAGCUGCUCUCCAAGACAGGGCCCUGGAAAGAGGCCCACACAUACAGCCCAGUUGCUGCCCAGGGCUGUUGGACUGUCAUUUCAUUGCUCAUUGUACCCAGACAGGGAUCUGGGCCUUCAGAGACUUUUGAGAAUAUGAAGAGGAGGGUUGAGGCUGGAGAAGAGCCAGAAUCAAGCUGGCAUGGGGCUUUUAUUGACAGUGUGAAGAUUGUACACUACAUUACAUGAUCAGAUCAUACAAAUAAUCUAAGAUUUUACAGUCUGGUGACCCUAGAUUACACAAGUAAUCUAAGCUUCCACUUUGGAAAACUAGAAAAAGAAGAGCAAAUUAAAUCCAAAGUAACCUGGAAAAAAAUUAGAGUAAAAAUCAGUGAAAUUGAAAAGAGAAAAUCAAUAAAACCCAAAACUGUUCUUUGAAAAGGUGGGUAAAAUUGAUAAACCUCUAGCUAGAUUAAGAAAAAACAGAAGACAAAUACUGCUAAUACCAAAAGUGAAAGAGGCCAUCAUAGCUGAUCCUAUGGUCACCAAAAGGAUUAGAAAGAAAUAUGGACAACUCUGUCCAUAAAUUUGAUAACUUAGCUAAAAUGGAUCAAUUCCUUGCAAGAUGCAUUCUCUCAAAGCUCAUAAAAGGUAGAUCUCAGUAGGCAUAUAUAUCUAUUAAAUAAAUUGAAGCAGUAAUUAAUAACCUUCCAAGACCAGGCGCGGUGGCUAAAAAUACAAAAAGUUAGCCGGGCGUGGUGGCAUGCGUGUAUAGUCCAAGCUACUCAGGAGGCUGAGGCAGAAGAAUCACUUGAACCUGGGAGGUGGAGGUUGCAGUGAGCCAAGAUUGUGCCACUGUACUCCAGCCUGGGUGACAGAGUGAGACUCCAUCUCAAUAAAAUUAAUAAUAAUAAAACCUUCCAAAAAAAGUGCCGGGACCAAAUGGAUUCACUGAUGUGCAUUUUUCGAGAUACUUAAGGUAGAAAUGAUACCAAGUCUGUACUGUCUCUUUCAGAAAAUAAAAGCAGGGAUAACACUUCCCAAAUCAUUUUGUGAGGCCAGGAUUACCCUAAUACCAAAGCCAGGCAAAAACAUUACAAGAAAGGAAAACUACAGAUCAAUAUUUCCAGUGAACACAGAUGCAGAAAUCCUUAAAAUGUUAGCAAAUCAGGAAUGCAAGCCUUGUUCAACAUUUGAUAUUCAGUGCAAUCCAUUGCAUGCAUUAGCAGUUCAAAGAUUAAAUAUGAUCAUAUCAAUAGGUACAGAAAAAGCAUUUGACAAAAUCCAAUAUCCAUUCAUGAUAAAACCUCUCAACACAGAAGGAAUACAGGAGAACUUACUCAAUUUGAUAAAGAACUACUACAAAAAACCCUACAUCUAGCAUCAUCCUUGAUGUUUCCAACUAAAUGCUUUCCUACUAAGAUCAGGAACAUGGCAAGGAACACCACUGCUUUUCAGCAUUGUACUGGAAGUGCUAUCUAAUGCAGUGAUACCAAAAAAAAAGGAAAUAAAAUGCACAUAAAUUUGGAAGGAGGAAAUACAACUGUCUUUGUUCUCAAAUAACAUGAUUGUCUUUGUAGAAAAUUCUAAAUAACAAAAACCUGCUGACAUUAAUAAGCAAUUAUAGCAGGGUUGUAGAAUGUAGUCCUCAGGUAUAUGAUAAAAAAGAAUUAGACAUCAAGUCAUUAAAAGACAUAUAGGAACCCUAAAUGCUUAUUGUUAAGUGAAAACCAAUCUGAAAAGGCUUUCUAUGUUGUAUGAUUGCAAUUAUAUGACAUUCUGGGAGAGGCAAAACUAUCGAGCGAGUCAAAGGACCAGUGGUUGCUGAGAGUUGAGGGGAAAGGAGGGAUGGCAGGUAGGUGAUUUUUAGGACAGUGAAAGUACUCUGUAGGGUACUGUAAUUUGUCAAAAUGCAGAGAAUGGAAAACAGUGAACGGAAAACACAGAGUAAACCCUAGUGUCAACUCUGGACUUCAGUUAAUAACAGUGUACCACUAUUGGCUCAUCAAUUGUAACAAAUGAACCAUAAUGAUGCAAGAUGUUAAUAAUUGGGGAGCCUGUGGAGGAUGGGAGGGUUAAAGGUUUAUAUGAGAAUUCUCUGUACUUUUUGCUCAAUUUUUCUGUAACCCUAAAGCUGCUCUAAAAAAUGAAGUGUAUUAAGUAAAUAAAUAAGUAAAUAACCAACCAA
Molecule: messenger RNA, 6140 nt
Organism: Homo sapiens (human)
Lineage: Eukaryota; Metazoa; Chordata; Mammalia; Primates; Hominidae
Gene: ZNF33B
Product: zinc finger protein 33B
Exons: 7
Coding region: 636-2636 (666 amino acids)
Biological process (GO): regulation of DNA-templated transcription
Cellular component (GO): nucleus
Source: RefSeq, marked reviewed